This is a messenger RNA of Hylaeus anthracinus, 640 nucleotides long. RefSeq names its product dynein light chain 2, cytoplasmic. NCBI's taxonomy places the organism in Eukaryota, Metazoa, Arthropoda, Insecta, Hymenoptera, Colletidae. The record is from RefSeq and is a predicted model, not a curated record. The transcript is spliced from 3 exons. The coding region runs from base 182 to 451 and encodes 89 amino acids. Gene Ontology annotation, cellular component: cytoplasmic dynein complex. Gene Ontology annotation, molecular function: dynein light intermediate chain binding; dynein intermediate chain binding. Gene Ontology annotation, biological process: microtubule-based process; cilium assembly.
UCUUGAACUCGAUCGAGCAAUAGUCGCUGUCGGCUUGAGCGAACGAAAAUUUCUCGUGUUUAAAAUCCGUUCCCAUAGAAUAAAAACAGAAAUAAGUACGCGCAAUCGUCGCGGUUCAACCUAACGAUCGUUUACAACUGUGUCCGCUGGUGAGAGUGUCAAUCCCGAAAGAACUACGAAGAUGUCGGACAGGAAAGCCGUGAUAAAAAAUGCAGACAUGUCCGAGGAGAUGCAGCAGGACGCUGUGGACUGUGCGACCCAAGCGCUGGAAAAGUAUAACAUCGAGAAAGACAUCGCAGCCUUUAUUAAAAAAGAGUUCGAUAAAAAAUACAAUCCGACGUGGCACUGCAUCGUAGGACGUAACUUUGGAAGUUAUGUGACGCACGAAACAAGACAUUUUAUCUAUUUCUACCUGGGUCAGGUAGCCAUUCUCCUCUUCAAGAGCGGAUAAACUGGAUUCGUACUCUAUGUUUACCAUCCUUUCUUCCUCCCUUCAUACACGCUACAUGGAAUACCUUAAAUCACAUCGCCAUCUGUAAGAGAAAUUACAUUCUGUAUACAAUGGAAAAACGUUUGUUUUUUAAGCGAGAAAUACGCUCCCAGUAAAAGAGUAAAAGUAUAUACACAUUGAUGCUAUUGA